Molecule: messenger RNA, 648 nt
Organism: Penicillium robsamsonii
Lineage: Eukaryota; Fungi; Ascomycota; Eurotiomycetes; Eurotiales; Aspergillaceae
Exons: 2
Coding region: 1-648 (215 amino acids)
Source: RefSeq, a predicted model, not a curated record
AUGGCCCAUCAGAAGCGAUACCUUGAAGGUGCUGCUAUCAUAGGAGAAUUCAAAAGACCCCGGGUCAUUAGGAGAAGAGAGUGGAUGUUUGAAAGACUCCCAUCGAGUACAACAAAACGUCUUAUGCAGGAGAUUAGAGGGUAUGCUUAUUUGUAUAACUGUCCACAAGCUUUUGUUUUCGACUCGGGGAGCCUAGUACUCUUACAGUUCCGUGCCAAGGAUGCAGAGAAUAUUCGUGACCAAAUGUGUCCUGUUGAUAUUUGUAUCAUCCCACGGGAAGAGCCUAGACACGGCGACCAGUGCACGAUGGCAGAAGGCCUGCGCGCACUCGCUUUGAAGGGUUUCACUCGUCUUUGUGCAACUGGAGACUCUGCGUCCACAAAUCCAGGGAAUAAUAUACGGAUACCAACUGAAUUGAACCUCGCUGGGUUUGACCGUCAUUACGAGUUCUGGUCUGGUCGGCCUUUAUGGGUAGAGCGUCGUACCCGAGAGAGACGUUUUGAACAUCCUUAUGGAUAUUCGCGCGACCUUAGGUUUGUGAGGACUAGGGAUAAUGGCCGUGGUCCGGAAUUCAAGGGAUACUGGUCGUGGUUUGACCUUGAUCGCCAUCUUGUUGUUGAUGAUACAACAAAUUGUUUCCUUUCUUGA